AAAAAAACUAAGAAGAUGGCUGAACAAGCUCUGAUAAGCGGUCGAAAGUUAUGCGACCGCCUACGAGAAACGAUGGCUAGCCACCUUAAGGAACUCCAGCUAUUCUUCUCCGGAAUUGAGAGCAAUGGCAAAGGAAUACUGAAAUUAAACCAAAUAGAGGCUGCUUUUGAAUCACUUCCACAAGUUGCUCAAGAAAAGUUUCUACAAGGUCCAUUUGGACAACUCUUCAAAUUCACACAAGAAGCAAUUGUCUUGCCACCAUGGGUGGCUCUCGCGGUUCGAUUGAGGCCGGGUGUGUGGGAAUAUGUGAGAAUUAAUGUCAAUGCGCUUGUUAUUGAGGAACUAACCGUUCCUCAAUACCUCGGGUUCAAGGAAGAACUCGUCGAAGGCCCGCUCAAUGGUAACUUUGUUUUCGAACUGGAUUUCGAGCCAUUCACCACCGACUCAUUUCCUCGUCCUACUCUAUCGAAAUCCAUCGGUAAUGGAGUUGAUUUUCUCAACCGACAUCUCUCGGCUAAAAUCUUCCAUGACAAAGAUAGCAUGACUCCUCUUCUCGAUUUCCUCAAGGCCCAUCAUCAUGUUAACACGAACUUGAUGUUGAACGACAAGAUUCAGGAUAUCGACUCCUUGAAACGUGUUCUUCAGGAUGCUGACGACUACUUGUCUGUUUUAAGACCGGAAACUUCGUGCUCAGAGUUCGAAGAGAGUUUCCGAGAGAUUGGGUUGGAGAAAGGGUGGGGAGACACGGCCGAACACGUAUUGGAAAUGAUCCGAAUGUUGUUGGAUCUUCUAGAGGGGCCGGAUCCGUUUACACUCGAGAAGUUCCUUGGAAGAAUCCCUAUGGUUUUCAAUGUGGUAAUCCUUUCUCCACAUGGUUACUUUGCUCAAGAAAAUGUAUUGGGUUAUCCCGACACUGGUGGCCAGGUUGUCUACAUUUUGGAUCAAGUUCCAGCUUUGGAGAAGGAAAUGCUUAAAAGAAUCAAGCAACAAGGGCUCGACAUCGUCCCUCGCAUUCUCAUUGUGACUCGUCUUCUUCCAGAUGCGGUUGGAACGACAUGCAGCGAACGAGUCGAGAAAGUGUACAAUUCAGAACAUGGACAAAUCCUUCGAGUUCCUUUUAGGACAAAAGAAGGGAAGGUUGUUCGCAAAUGGAUAUCGCGUUUUGAGGUGUGGCCAUAUAUCGAGACAUUCACUGAGGAAGUUGCUCAAGAACUCGCUAAAGAGUUGAAAGGUAAGCCCGACUUGAUCAUUGGGAACUACAGUGAAGGAAAUCUCGUGGCCUCAUUGCUUUCCCACAAACUUGGAGUAGUUCAGUGUACAAUUGCCCAUGCACUUGAGAAGACAAAGUACCCGGAUUCUGACCUCAACUGGAAGAAAUUUGACGACAAGUACCAUUUUUCGAGCCAGUUCACAGCCGAUCUUAUAGCGAUGAAUCAUACAGAUUUCAUCAUCACAAGUACUUUCCAAGAAAUCGCUGGAAGCAAGAACACUGUAGGACAGUACGAGAGUCAUACUGCCUUCACAAUGCCAGGACUAUACCGAGUCGUCCAUGGAAUUGACGCGUUCGAUCCCAAAUUCAACAUUGUUUCUCCCGGAGCCGACACCAACAUAUAUUAUCCCUACACCGAGCAAGAGAAAAGGCUGACUGAUUUCCAUCCUGAGCUUGAAGAGCUUCUAUUCAGUAACAUUGUAAAUGAAGAGCACUUAGGUGUGCUGGAAGAUCGGAACAAGCCAAUCAUAUUCACAAUGGCGAGGUUGGAUCGUGUUAAGAACCUAACCGGGCUAGUGGAAUUAUACGGGAAGAACAAACGGUUGAGGGAACUGGCAAACCUAGUUGUGGUAGGCGGGGAUCGUAGAAAGGAAUCGAAGGAUUUGGAAGAACAAGCGGAGAUGAAGAAGAUGUAUGAUCUGAUAGAGACGUAUAAUUUGAAGGGCCAAUUCAGGUGGAUUUCUUCGCAAAUGAACCGUGUUAGGAACGGGGAACUCUAUCGAUACAUAGCCGAUACAAAAGGUGUGUUUGUUCAGCCUGCGUUCUAUGAGGCCUUCGGUUUGACGGUUGUCGAGUCUAUGACAUGUGGCUUGCCCACGUUUGCCACUUGUUAUGGCGGUCCUUUCGAGAUCAUUGUCCAUGGUAAGUCCGGAUUCCAUAUUGAUCCAUAUAAUGGAGAUGAGGUGUCCAAUCUUCUAGUGAAUUUCUUCGAGAAGAGCCAUGAAGAUCCUUCUCAUUGGGAUAAGAUCUCUCUAGGAGGGCUAAAAAGGAUUGAGGAGAAGUAUACAUGGCAAAUAUACUCGGAGAAGCUGAUGACGCUUACUGGGGUGUAUGGGUUUUGGAAGUUCGCGUCGAAAUUGGAACGUCGACAAGCAACGCGUUACAUUGAGAUGUUCUAUGCUCUCAAGUAUAGCAAGAUGGCUGAGUCAGUUCCUCUAGCUGUUGACUAGGUAAUAUUUGAGUUUAUGGUGGAGGCAAGGCAAAUGAGGACUUUUCUAUCCAAACCAAAGAGGCUGAAAGAAGAACUAUCUCAAAAUUACUAUAUAUAUAUAUAUGUUUGGUGUCUUUGUGUUAUUGUUUCCUUGUGAUGGAGAUUGCAAAGCUCCAUGUAUUGAAUUGUUUGAUUUCAAUCCAAGUUCGAUCCCCAAAUGUUUGGGUUUUCAAUAUUUGUAUGUUCAGUUGUUUACAACUCAACUAGUUGAGUUGUGCAACAUAUCAUUUGUAUUGAUUGAAUAAAAAGUUUUUCUUCUUAU
This is a messenger RNA of Impatiens glandulifera, 2742 nucleotides long. RefSeq names its product sucrose synthase-like. The record is from RefSeq and is a predicted model, not a curated record. Lineage: Eukaryota; Viridiplantae; Streptophyta; Magnoliopsida; Ericales; Balsaminaceae. The coding region runs from base 16 to 2439 and encodes 807 amino acids. Gene Ontology annotation, molecular function: sucrose synthase activity. The transcript has 12 exons. Gene Ontology annotation, biological process: sucrose metabolic process.